AUGGCAAGUACCGUGAGGUCCUGGACCAUGCUGGCUGCUCUUGUGCUGUGUGUUAUAGUGUGUCUGAGCAGUCUGUCUGAAGCUUACCCACCCAAACCAGAACCUCCAGCAGGAGACGUGGGUCCAGAGGAGAUGGCCAAGUACCAUACUGCACUGAGACACUAUAUCAACCUCAUCACACGACAGAGAUAUGGGAAGAGGUCCACCCCUGAGGCCGCUGUGGCUGAGCUGCUCUUUGGCGAUGAUGAACAGGAUGUCAGGCCCCGUGUGGAAGACAGCUUGUUAUGGUGAUGCCACUCCUCUCUCUGUGGCUGGUGCACAGGCUUUAUUUAUCCAUCCAUCCAUCUCUAUUGUUAAUAAACAAGUUUACUUAACAUCAGCCUGA
Messenger RNA from Myxocyprinus asiaticus (Chinese sucker), 385 nucleotides. Its product is annotated as peptide Y-like. Gene Ontology annotation, cellular component: extracellular region. Bases 1 to 291 code for a protein of 96 amino acids. Gene Ontology annotation, biological process: neuropeptide signaling pathway; feeding behavior. The transcript has 3 exons. Gene Ontology annotation, molecular function: neuropeptide Y receptor binding; neuropeptide hormone activity. The record is from RefSeq and is a predicted model, not a curated record. NCBI's taxonomy places the organism in Eukaryota, Metazoa, Chordata, Actinopteri, Cypriniformes, Catostomidae.